AUGAGAAUGCACUUCUCACUACAGACUACAAUAUGUCUUGUGGCUUCAGCAUGCGGUAGAAGCGUGGCUGCCCAAGCUGACUACACGAACUAUGUCAACGUCUUCAUGGGCACAACGGGCGGAGGAAAUAGGUUUCCCGGGGUAGUCGCUGCUCCCUUUGCUAUGGUCAAGCUUGGACCGGAUGUGCAGUCGGGAACCACCGACGCCUACUCUGGAUAUCUGCCCAGCGGCAAUAUCUGGGGCUUCAGCAUGAUGCAUGAAUCUGGAACUGGAGGCGCGCCUAAAUAUGGCGUUGUAUCGCAAAUGCCAGUCGUCGGGAAUGUGUCGAAUCCCUUAGCCGACCUAUCUCAAGGAAGGGCUGCCGCAGAUCAGGGCCAGAUUGGUUACUACAAGUCUUCGCUUACGAGCGGCGUCACGGUAGAGUUGGCCGCAAUGGAGCAUGCCGGUCUGUAUCAGUAUUCAUUCCCAAGCGGCAGCUCCUCGUCCGUAGUAGUCGAUGUUUCUCAUGUGUUGCCGAGUUUUAGAGGCCUUGGUUGGGAACAGCAUUAUUCAGGAGGUAAUUUUACCUACUCCUCUGACGGUCAUUACGAAGGAUCAGGAACCUAUAAUAACGGCUGGAAUCUUUCUCCCGAUUGGACGAUAUACUUUUGCGGCAGAUUCAGUCAGCAGCCAUCAAGCAUGAAGACUUUCAAGGGUACCGGCACCACAUUAUCUUCGUACGAUAGCACGCCUUCCGUGUCCGGGACCGAGCGUGUUGGUGGCGUCUUUACAUUCACACAGACUAAUCUGACCUCCCGCGUCGGCAUCUCGUUCAUUUCUUCAAGCAAGGCCUGCGAAAACCUCGAUCGCGAGAUUCAAGAGUCAACUAGCUUGCAAUCUCUCAUGAAUAACGCGAAGAGCAAGUGGAACGCACAAGUCCUCUCCAAAGUCCAGGUCUCCGGUGCUAGCGACGCGGAUUUGCAGCUCCUGUACAGCUCGCUGCUGGGCAUGUUCUUGAUCCCUUCCAACCGGACUGGAGAGAACCCCGGGUGGAGCAGCGCAGAGCCCUACUAUGAUGACUCCUUCACGCUGUGGGACACGCAUAGAUGCCACACCGCGCUUUUUCAUAUCCUCGAACCCGUGGCUUACGAGGAGUUUAUCCGCUCCCUCAUCGAUAUCUGGAGGCACGACGGGUUUAUGUCCGAUGCUCGCUCUUCUAAUUACAACGGGCGUGUUCAAGGCGGUUCGAACCAAGACAACGUGCUUGCGGAUGCGUACGUCAAGGGCGUCAGAGGCGCCAUCAACUGGCAAGACGGCUUCUCGGCCAUGCAGACCGAUGCGGAGGAAACACCGCCGAACAACCACGACCCGAAAGCUCCAGACUCCUCCACUAAGGAAGGACGAGGCGCUCUUCCUGACUGGCUGAAGUACGGAUACAUCACGCCCGCGUUCACAAGAGCCGUCUCCCGAGCCGUCGAGUACUCUACGAACGAUUUCGGUCUCUACCAAGUCGCCAGCGGCCUUGGGAAUUCCGCGGAUGCGCAGAAGUAUCUCACCCGCUCGCGAAACUGGCGCAAUCACUGGAAUCCCGCUGCAACCUCCAACAACCACAGCGGCUUCGUCGUCCCGCGUCUCGCAAACGGCUCCUUCGUCGCGCAAGACCCUCUGGGCUGCGGCGGCUGCUACUGGGGCGAUGCAUACUACGAGGACAAUCCGUGGGUCUACAGCCUGAACGCCAUUCAUGACGUCUACACGAUGAAGAAGUUUAUUGGCGGCGAUGACAAGUUUGUGGAUAGGAUCAACAAGCUGUGGGAUCUCAAGAUCUUCAACGCGGGCAAUGAACCCAGCUUUACGAGCCCGUAUCUGUAUAACUUCGUCAAAGGGAAGCAAUACAUGAGCGUUCAGCGGAGCAGGGAUAUCGGCAAGCUCUAUAAUAGCGGCGCCGCUGGCUUGCCGGGCAAUUCGGAUGCGGGGGCUAUGGAGAGCAAUAUCCUAUGGCAGAUGAUCGGUCUCUACCCCAUGACCGGCCAAACGACAUUCCUCGUUCUGUCUCCAUGGUUCCCGCAGCUUUCCAUCGAUCUUGGGAACGGGAGAAGGCUCGAGAUCACGACGACGGGUGGGAACAAGGAUUCGGCGUACUACGUGCAGAGCCUGAAGGUAAAUGGGGAGAAUUGGACUAAAGCUUGGGUGACAUACCAGGAUGUCUUUGCCAGUGGAGGCACCAUGGAAUUCGUGCUCGGGAGCACUCCGGCGGACUGGGCUACGGAUGACUUGCCUCCAAGCCCGGCGUCUGGUGAUUUGUAG
Trematosphaeria pertusa is the source of this 2283-nucleotide messenger RNA. Its product is annotated as glycoside hydrolase family 92 protein. Lineage: Eukaryota; Fungi; Ascomycota; Dothideomycetes; Pleosporales; Trematosphaeriaceae. Gene Ontology annotation, molecular function: carbohydrate binding; peptide-N4-(N-acetyl-beta-glucosaminyl)asparagine amidase activity. Gene Ontology annotation, cellular component: nucleus; cytosol. Bases 1 to 2283 code for a protein of 760 amino acids. The transcript is spliced from 6 exons. Gene Ontology annotation, biological process: carbohydrate metabolic process; protein quality control for misfolded or incompletely synthesized proteins; protein deglycosylation. The record is from RefSeq and is a predicted model, not a curated record.